AUGGAAGGUAAAAUUUGGGGCACAAAUAUAUACUCUCCUUCUUUCUACUCUAUGCAAAGCGGCCAUACAUUCUGGAGUCUGAUCAAAUCAAGGGGGCUAGUCGACAUGGCUGUUGGGUCCGCUGUGGAUAAAUUCACGGGCGCUACGCAAAACGGAAUUGAGUCCCAUUCAUCCGAUAGGCUAACACGCUCCUUAACAUUUUCCACCCACGCCAAGUAG
Plasmodium fragile is the source of this 219-nucleotide messenger RNA. RefSeq lists its product as uncharacterized. The record is from RefSeq and is a predicted model, not a curated record. The transcript has a single exon. Lineage: Eukaryota; Apicomplexa; Aconoidasida; Haemosporida; Plasmodiidae. The coding region runs from base 1 to 219 and encodes 72 amino acids.